Hypanus sabinus (Atlantic stingray) is the source of this 4776-nucleotide messenger RNA. Its product is annotated as pleckstrin homology domain-containing family S member 1-like. The transcript has 16 exons. The coding region runs from base 206 to 1600 and encodes 464 amino acids. The record is from RefSeq and is a predicted model, not a curated record. Lineage: Eukaryota; Metazoa; Chordata; Chondrichthyes; Myliobatiformes; Dasyatidae.
CACCGCGGUGUGUGAUUUCCGGGUGGAAUGUCCCUUUGAGAAAACUUAAAAAGCUUGUUCACAGUCAGAAGAGCAGUGAGAGUUAGCUGGUCAAGCGCUUAGUGUUCCCGGGAGGUGCUCGGGACUGAACUAACGCACGGAAUAUAUCGGCAGAGUGAAAAGCUUGCGGUACAAUCUGUUCUAAUAGUAAAAAUCUUCUUUAAAAAUGAAUAAAAAAGGCAAUUCAGCAUUUUACUUGGGAAAUGACAUCAAGGAGGAUGACAUUUGCUAUGAGGACUAUCUGAUAAAGUCACCACCUGCGAGUAAAUUUGGAACACAGUCAUCAUGGAAAAAACGAUACUUCAUACUGGCAAAAUCAAAAGAAGAACAUGUUCUGAGUUACUUCAAAAACAAAGAAGUGAGCCGAAAGUCACUGCCACUGGGGGAGAUACGUAUAAGAAACAUUACAGAGUUAUGCAUAAGACCAGAUUACCAUUCCAAAUGGAAUACACUACAAAAACUUUUAAAAUGUUCUUCUGAGAAUGUUAUGCUUGUGAAGACUGAAGAAAGAGAAUACUUUUUUAUCGGAGAAGCAAAAUCCUUAGAACUACUGCACCAAGUAAUUGCAAGUCUGCGUCAGAUGAGUGAAAGCCAAAUCCAGAAUAAUUCCUGUGAACUUGUGAAUACCAAUCUGAAUCAACAAUCACAAUUUACACCACCAAAUGAAGCUGAUGAAAUCUAUGUCUCAAUACGUGAAGUUCUGCAGCAAGAGCAGGCACACAAACAACAAAGGGCCACAAGCAAUCCAGAACCAUUUGUUGAAUAUACUUUCACAGACGACUCAAAGUCCUAUUACGAUGUUCCCAGGAGUCUACUACUCAGGCUGUCACAGCCCACACCAGAACCAGCCAACAAAGAAAAGCUACGUAGUUAUUCACUGCCUACCCCACAGCUCCCAGCCCACUAUGAUGUACCCAGGAAGGUUAUAGCUGCUAACUGGAGAAGUAAGAAAGGGGAAUCGGCCGACUCAGGGAUCUAUGAGUCCAUGGCCACAAUUAAAGCCUGCCAUGAUUCGGUUUCAUCUAUCGACUCUCUUGGAUCUUCUGAUCAUAUACAUGAAAGCAGUUUUUUAAAUCUCAAGACAGCGAAUGACAUGUUUCCAGAUGGCUUCCUGGAUGAAAAUUGUCUUCAGUCACCACUCAAAGAAUCAAACAAGGGAAGACAACUUGCCAAAGAGGACUUGGAAACAUUGCUUAGCAAAAUUACAGAAGAAACCAAGCUGCUAAAAUUGAACAUAGCUGUUUGCCAACAGGACUUCAAAACCAAUCUUUCACUUUUAGAAGUGCAGGACAAAGUUUGUGUCACAUAUUCGGAUGAGAAGUGUGCAUUCAAACCUGGAGAUCAAAUUGUGGCAAUUAAUAAACUUCAGAUCCGGAAUGUGGGGGAACUGCGGAUGUUACUAAACAGGUCAAUGGAAGAGGAAGUGCUUGCCACCAUAUUGCGAAUGCCUGAUUCUCCAUCAGCCCACAAUGAAAAUAUGGAAAAGCUAAGGAAGGAAAUAAUAAAAGUUGUACAACGUGGUAAUUUACACAAAGAACCACCAACAAGCCAAUCACCAUGAAAAGCCAGAAAUAAUCAGCUUACGUUAUCCAGCAGACAUUCAUCAGUACUCAAUGAACUGGUAUACUCCUCUGAAUCUUAUGGAUCACUACUGAUUUAAUGAUGAACAUGUUUGCAACAUUUAGUUCUGGAAACAUUGGUCAUCCUUUCAUUCCUUGUGGUCUGAGUUCAUUGACACCUCUUGCAAGUUCUCCUUUGAAUGAUGUGUAACAUCUGGACUAUAUACUUUUGACGAAUCAGGAAUCUUUCUUUAACACUUUGUUGCAGUUUAUGCCCUUUACUUAAUAGAACAAAGGAGGUCGUGUUAAUAUCUGCUGUUCAUUUCUAAGACACUUUACAUCAUUAUAAGCAGGAGCAUCAUGCCUAAUUGCUCAACGUUUUUCCCUCCAACAGUAAUUACUCCUUGGCAAAUGUACAGUUAAUAGCCACUAUCCUUCAUAAAUGUUUUCCCAGGGUGUAGUUAAUAAAACGGUGUAUUUUCAUGUUGGAAUGUAGUACAGAUCUGACUUGGUAGUAAUGCGCAUUUGCUGCCCUAGAUCUGUUCCGAGAUGAUCUGACCUUGGUGCUGUUCUACCCAUCCAGAAUCAGAGUCACUUUAUUGCCAGUGUGUGAAACAAACUAGAAUUGAUAGUGGUUCGGUGCCAAGCAUAAAACACAGGACAAUACCAUAACAGGCAACACAAUAGCAACUGAUAGUGCAAACAGCCUCAAACGCCUCCUCAAUCUGGUCUUCCCAAAGAACUGUCAGUCCUGCCAUUCACCACCUGCUUUGAGGUUUCUGACAAUGACCUUGUCAGGCCUCGGCGAUGAUGGCAAAACCAUAACAGACAGCACAACAGCUAAUAGGACAAUAGUGCAAAUAGCCACAAGCAAUUGGCAAUUAGUGCAAAUGUCAAUCAAACUGAAGUAAGUGUGAAGAUAUGAACAAACUCAAUAACUAUCAACAGAACAAGGAGAGCAGGAAGGACCAUUUAAUGGAUGUUGUGGAGGGACAGCUAGAGUGAGUUUUAUUGAGAAGCUGGAUAGCUACAGGAAAGAAGCUACGGAGAUGACAUGCAGUCCUGGUGAUGGACUGGCAGCGUCUCCCUGAUAGCAAUUUGGUGAAUAGGUGACUGCCAGGGUGAUAGUGUGCAUCUAAUUGCUCUGUGAAAAUCCGCCAAAUCAAGGAAUUUAAUAAGCAGCAAAACUUAUUAGCUAACAACCCAAUCAUUAGUUUGGAAUUCUGCAUGUUUUCUGUGUCUUUCUGAAUCCAUGAUUAAAAUUGACAUUUAGGCCUAAAGCUGCCAUUUGUGUAAAUGACGUUGAAAGCCAUCUGCUGUCUCACAUAGAUAAUUAAAGUUCUCCUGGCAGUGUCUUUACCCAAUGUUGUUCAAACAAAUUAUCUGUUCAGCUUUGUUUUGCACAGUAUACCAAACUUUGCAAUUCACACACUGAGCACUGUAGCUUCCGACACCAAGAACGAAACAACAAAAGAACUUCACUUGUGGUGAAAUGCUGCAAGAUAUCCUGAUGUCCUUUUCAUUCUGCUAUAAAAAUGUGCUCACUGCCACUGUAUUCCAAUGCAAUAUUCUAAAAGUAUACAGGAAAUGUUAUAGAACAAACAACAUGCUAAGAGCACUAUUGAAAUCUUCAGCAAGAUUUGUUACUUUAAUUUGUGAUUUUAUAUACAUAGCAUGAUGCCUAUAGAAAAUAUGGUCAAUUGUAAUUGUCUCCUGCAAGUUGCACCAGGGUGUAAAUAUUGCAAUGAUGUAUAUAUGUAUAAUUGUUAUUUAGGCAUGCAGUCAGUGCAUGUUUAAAACAUUGGUUUUAUAUGAAGAUUAAAAAUUUGAAACUACAGUUUCAGAUCUUUAAUAUAAAUUGUAUUGGCAAAUUAAUCUAGUAUUAUGACAUGAUUUCUAUGGAUUGCAUUAUUUUCUAAAAGAAACACAAUGUCUGUAAUGGCACCUUGUAAAUAAUUGUAAUGUCAGAUCAUUGAGAGCUCCCUUAGAGUUCAGUGAUCAGUUGAGAUAUCAAUCAGAUAUUUCAAGAUUUAAUGGCAAUUCGUAUCUGACCUUCCUAAACUUGAAAUGUAACAUAGCGGUUGUUCAUUGAUGUACACUCCACAACGUUUGAGUACACAAUUGGUGAAAUUUAUGCUUUAUGCAGGGGUUCCCAACUGAGGUCUAUGGAGCCCUUGCUUGAUAGGAUUGGUCCAUGGCAUAACAAAGGUUGGGAACCCUGGCUUUAUGCUGCUUUGUGUCUUUAAAUGAGAUAAUUGAACACCAACAUCAUUGAAAAACAUGAACAGUCGAAGUUUUUGAAAAGGUACUAUGUUUAUCUUAAGACAGAUUGUGGCUCAAGUGAUGUGAGGCACUGUGCUGGAUAUAAUAUGUAACACAUUCUUUCCUCUGACUUUAAAAUUUCAUUUAGGGCAGAGACUAACACACCCUCCAGCAGUUAGAAGUGAGGCUUAACAAGUUUAAAAUCGGAGUUAGUUGAGCCGUUGUCUCAAUUAUGCCCUUUUAUCAUUUUUAUUUAUUCUGUAUUUUUUCUAGUGGCCUGAUUUAGAUGUCAAAAGAACCCCAACUGGCAUAGAUUAAUGUUGCUGUGACUUAUUGCAACUAGUGGGGUGCUGGUUUGUUGGGCUUUCCUGCUUACUCCACCACCAGGCGGGAUGAGUCUCCGUGUGACAAGUAUUCUUGCAGCUGAAUGCUUGGAGUUUGCUUUGCAGCUGAAGUAACAAGUCAUCAGCUGGAUGCUGGUAAUUAUAGCACAUUAACGCACGGCUGCUAAACCUUAAAGGCUCAAAGAUCAGGUCUUUCAUAGUACCUGCUGCUCACUAGAGAUUUUUAAUACUCUGUUCUACAGGUCUUAAUUUCACAAUUGCAUCCAUUGUUGAUAAUGUCACUGGUCAGGUGUAUGUUGCCAAAUCAUUGUCACUCCCUUUUUUUUUGCAUACUUUUAAUAUGUUAUACCAUUCAUGCAAGAAUACAGCAUGAAUGGCAUGAAUUCUUGUGAUUUUCGUUACAGAAUUACCAAGAAAGACAACUGAAGGAAGUAAAUCCAAAAAGAAUCUGCACUCUUUUUCAGUGUUGAGUUGUUUGUAGUUCUCCUAAUCUCCAGUAGAUGCCACAGUUAUUGCAUAUUGCAAAACAUGUAGUGUACGCAUAAUAUGAAUACUUUUAUACAAUAAAAACA